AUGAUCAAAAUAUUUUUUGCAUUGAACAUUGAACAAGUUCUACCAGGAACACCUGACCAAUGGUUAUCUACAGCUGAUGUGAGUGAUUGGACACAUCAUAAUUUAAAUGCUGAUGAAGAUGCAUUAAGUGGACGACCUGAAGUAGUAGGUUGUGGUCGAUCAGUUGGUGGUGUAGUGACAGCAUGUGUCGGUUUCUCAAAAGUUCCUUCAAAUAGUAAUAAUAAUAUUAAUAAUAAUAAUAAUCAUAAUAAAAAUUCAUUAACUCGUACAGGUGCAUUCACUAUUGGUACAAAAUUAGAGCAUAAUGAUGCAACACUUAAAAAUACUGUUACUACAACCUCUACGAUGACGACAACAGCAACAACAACAACAACAGCUACAAUCACUUGUUCGAAUACUGGACUCAAUACAGAUUAUAUUCGUCCUAUUCAAUUGCAACGUAUGAUAUCUCGUUGUUCAUGUGAAGUAUUUUACAUACAUUAUCAACCUGCUGAUCCAGCGAAUUUACCACUUCCACAUUUAAUUCCACCGUUAUCAUUAGAUGAAACAGAAGUGGUUCGUAAUCCAGAGGGUGCUGAUACAGUUACCCUGUUGCAUCACACACUGAAUGUUUUCACUAAUUCUCUCCAAUACCAUAUGAUUGUGGAAAUUGUCAAUGACCUGUUGUUGUAUGUUGAACCACAACGAAAAGCUAAAUUGGAACGUAAUCGUUUAACAUUUGGUUUAAUGUCCGAAUCACAAGUUCGUUUAGCUAUAUUACGUGAUCAAGAGACAUUACGUCGUAUGAUUUUUGAACAACGCCAAUUGGAACAUUAUUUAUGGUCAUAUGUUAGACAAACUAUGCAAGAAUUAGGCUUACAUGCUAAUAAUUCUGCUUCAAUGGAUUAUUUUUAUCCUACACCUUUUUAUUACUCUGCUUGUACUACUACUAAUACUACUACUGAUAAUAUUAGUAAUAAUACGUCAACAAGGACAGCAAAUUUAACUCUGAAAUUAGUCAAUUGUAUUCAAACUGCUCGACAAUUAGAAGCUCAAAUUAAUCAAUUAAAAUCGAGUAUUAUCGAUUUGAAUGGCAUAUUAUCACAACGUUUAGAACAUUAUCAACAAUUACAAAUACAAAUACAACGUCGACAUAUACGUAAAGCCAUGUCAUUUCGACGACAACCAAUCAAUAAAUCAUCCGGUUCAUCAUUAUCAUUUACUAAUGAAUAUUUCUCUUCCACUAUUCAUAAUAAUAAUCCUAAUUUGAAUUUCAUGCAAAAACCAUCCAAUGAUGAUUUUAAUCGCACAAUUCAAAUCAACAAUAAUGAUUCUGAAUCUUUUAUGCAACAAAAUAGAAUAAAUUUACGUCCUGCAUCUUCUACAGACUAUUUAAUUCAUGGAAAUACGAACAAUAUGACUAAUAACAAUAUUCAUCAAAAUAAUUUACUUACUGAAACUGUCAUAACAGAAAGUGGCAAUAAGUCAUUGCCAUCAUCUUCAUUAAUGGAUAGUGGUGAUAGUAAACCAGCGGAAGUUGUUCGACGAAGUGAGGUAUGUUUUGAGCAUGCAAGAUGGCGUAUGACUGAAAAUGAUGGACAAAUCGGUUUAGCUGAUGUAGAACUACGUGGUUUUAUUUAUACAAAAACACAUCGUCAAGAUGAUUCCGGUUCACAUCGUUUGGAAUUAGGUUGGAUACGUGUUUGUAGUUUAGCGCCAAAUUCAUUUUAUCGAGAAGUUUUAGCUCCUGAUGUAUCCGGUGGUCGGUAUGCUGGUGGUCCAAUUCUACGUAUAGCUUGUUCUGAUUUAGCUCCAGUUGGUGGAAUCUCUGUGAAAGAAGCAAUGGAAAUCAGUGUUGCACCAAUUGUAUUACAGAUGAGUAAACAGUUCUAUCGAAUAAUGAUGCCUUUCUUUUUUCCUGAAAAAUCUGAAGAUACUGCCACUAGUAGUACUGUUACGGCUACUCCUGUUCAUACUACAACUGUUACGAAUCCUGUAGGAGAUUGUAUCAAUUCAUUAGCAUACACUGAUCAUCCAUUUAUGAUUCCACACGAAAAUGUCAGUGGCUUCCAUGUUAGUAAUAGUAGCAAUGCUUUUCAUUGUCCUAAUUCAAAUCUCUCUACCGGUCUGGAUAACUCACGUUACAUAGAUUCAUCAGAGAAUAUUAUUUUACCGCGUAAAUCAUGGCUAAAACGUUAUCUAUCACGAUAUUUACCACAUCGUAUACAGAAUAAUCAUGAUGAAAAUGAAUCACUGUCAACAUUAUCUCAACCAAUAAACUGUAUGCAUAACUCUCACCAAUCAGAUUUAUCCAUACCGAUUGUGACUACAACAACAAUAACUGUUACUACUUCAUCGUUGACAUCAUCACCAGUAUAUAUAGCACCAAACAAUUUAACCAUUGAAGCUGCUCUAUCUGGACGAAAUUAUUGCAGUGUUAAUGAUAAUUGGAAUGCAUUGAAUAAUAGUAUUAAUGAUAACAAUAAUUAUAAUCAUACAUCAAGACCAAGAACAGAGACAACAAUAGCACCAUCAUCAUCGUCAUCACGGCCAUCAUCUCCUGUAACAACGUUUAAAUUGUUACAAAUGAUGAAUAUGCGGUCAAAAUUACCUAUAGUCGAUUAUUUGCCUAAUCAUAAUGAAUUGAAAUUCCCCAAUCUUUGCCACAUAAAUGAAUCGAACGCUAACUCUUCUGUCAUGUUCAUGCAACAACAUUCAUCAUCCGAAUAUGUACAACAAUUAUUAUUACCUAUAAAUAAUAAUACAUGCACAUAUUGUCAAUCGAAUCAUUUCAUUUCGAAUCAACAUCAUCAUCAUUAUCAUCAACAUCCUAUAAAUAAUCUGUCAUUCUAUUAUCAUCCAAUCAAUUAUGGAUCUGUUCCAAUGGAACAUGCAACACUAUUAACCAAUCAAAUUGAUUUACAUCAUUCAACUAAUAAUAAUACAACUAUACCAUUGAAUCCAGUCGAUGUGAUGCAGGAAAGAGCUCGUCAGAAUAAAGUAUUUUUAUACAUUAAAAUCCCUGGAUUUCCAAUACGUUUAAGUUAUAAGGGCGAAAAACAAAAAAAUAUCACUGAUGUAACACGUUUUGAAUUGUUUAUUCCAACAUUGGAAUAUCACAAUUGUGUUUGGACAUGGUUAGAUUUUGUGAUGGAAGUGAAAACUCGUAUACGUAAACAACUUGUCCGUGAAGUAAUAAAGAAAAAACUUACACCUCGUCGACGUUUACCAUUUCUACGUAUCUCUGGUACUAGUAGUAAUACUAAGAAUGAUAACACUAAUGAUAAUGCUACAAGUAGUAGUAGUAGUAUUGAUUCUAAACCGCAUGAAUUAACCGAAUCAAAUAUUUUACUAUCAUCUGUUGGCCGACUCAGUGCACUAACUACGUCUACUGCUGGCAGUCGUCGUGAUUCAACGCAUCAUCCAUCUGAUGAUAAUGAUAAUGAUGACUUGAUCGAUCCGACAACUGUAGCUGCACAAGAAGAAAAAGCACAACGUGAUUUGGAAAUGAUAUUGGGUCGUCAUGCACAAAUACAACCUCAUAAAACUGGCAAACGAAAACGUUUUAAAUCCAAACCAUUUUAAAAAUUGAUUUCACUGAUGUUUUGGUUUUUCUUUUGAUUUUCUUUUUCUGCUGUUUUCUUUUUUGCACAACUCUCUAAUUUUGAUUUUUUUUUGAUUGUUAUUCUCAAUCAUUUAACAAUGAACAAUAACGAUUGAGCUUUUAUAAAAGUUUAUUAUUUAUUCAAGACAAAAAAAACAGCAACACACAAACGACGCACAAUUUUUAUGAAUUAAUCUUGCUAGUUCUCCUGAUAUAUAUAUAUAUAUGUAUAUA
Molecule: messenger RNA, 3817 nt
Organism: Schistosoma turkestanicum
Lineage: Eukaryota; Metazoa; Platyhelminthes; Trematoda; Strigeidida; Schistosomatidae
Source: the annotation of a GenBank genome assembly